Messenger RNA from Exophiala spinifera, 1764 nucleotides. RefSeq lists its product as uncharacterized. The coding region runs from base 1 to 1764 and encodes 587 amino acids. The transcript has a single exon. The record is from RefSeq and is a predicted model, not a curated record. Lineage: Eukaryota; Fungi; Ascomycota; Eurotiomycetes; Chaetothyriales; Herpotrichiellaceae.
AUGGAUGGGGGUGGCGAUGCAAGAACCGUACUCGCCGUCAGUACCAUGUGUACAAACCACCAGCAAGACAGCGCGGCGCCUGAGAAUCUUCCUUCAGAUCCAUUCUGCCAGAAAGAGUCUUCCCGAGGAAGAUGGUGCCAGCGGCCAGAGUGGGCAUUCAAGGGCUGGUAUCUCCUGCUCGCACAUAUGAUUGGCAGCAUCGCACUGGCCUUGACCGUGGCCUUGGCUAUCAACGGCUAUAACGCCAUCGACACCUCAACGCCUCGAUAUUUCAACAGCAAGCUCCAUCUAAGAGUUGCCGAUGUUACAACUCUCGUUUCGGUAGGCUUGGUUGUCGUCAAGUUCUUCACUACCUCGUGGGCGGCUGUUGCAAUAUGGAAAUGUUCCCAAAUAUCGAAACACGACAAACAUAGCACUGCCUUACGGAUCGGUCAUUCGCAGCUUCCGCUCAUGCAGGCCGAUAGACUGUCUCUAAGGGCUAGAUACCCCUCCCGGCUACCGCGAGAAAUCUGGAGCUGGAUUAUCCGUUCGAUAUACCUGUGUAUGCAUUUCCAACAGUUCAUCGCGCCUAUUCUCUCAGGAGCGGUGAACUGGAACCCGGUUUCUGUUCCUGGAAGCACUAGAAAAUCAGUAAACUCCACGGACCCUACUUCUUCUGCCGUUUAUUGGCAACAAUAUCCAGGCUACUCCGACACAGCUGUUGCCGUGAGGCAACAAGUCCUUGCGAAAGCUCAAGGGCUUGCUAACAUGGCGUGGUCCGAUAGCUUGACUCUCUCGGGAAACGGAAGCUCUUUGACUGGGAAUGGAUGUCGCCAUGUUGUCAACAAUGAUGGUCUAACCACUAAUUCAACGCUACUAGAUUCAAUCGUCCCUUGCAUCCGAAUCCGGAACAUCGAGUGGGCAAAGUCAGCUAGUGAGGUUUCAACCUCUGUGGCCAAUGAUGUUUUUUCCUACGCCUCAUCGCAGCUCAGCCUUGUAAAUACCAGUCUCGACCUCUUCUCAGUGAACCAUGGUCAAGCAAUGCUCUUCGACCCCAAUUUACUCUGGAACUCCUCCACAACCGGCCUUCCUCACUCUACACUUGUCUCCGGCCCCCAAACUCUAACUGUCAUCAUUAGUGGCUUCGGCCCAAAGUCAGAUUGCACGAACAUUCCCAUCGGCAUAUUCGGUAAUGCCAACAUCCCGCAGUAUCUCUACAAGUGGUUUUAUAACUGCCAUGCCUUCGCCAAUGUUUCUAUUACAGCCGGUGUCACCAAGAGCGCAGUGAGCGCAUAUGUCUCAUCAAAUGUCAUCGAGGACCAGACGCCCAUAGACCAAGUUACUUUCGAAGCUAAUCUAUGGGUUCAGGAGGCACUUUGGCUUCUCCCGGACCUGAUGACCCAACUCACACUUGCGAACGCCUCACAUAUCCCGACCUGGGAUAACCUUGACGCAUACGUCGAGAAUGUUAUCCGCCAAGCCUAUCUCGCAGCUUGGGAUUCUCUCCAUCAAACCUUCGACGACACGACGGUUACCAACAGUACAAUCUCUACUGCUGUUUCUGCGGUGUCAAGGAUCCAAGCCAGCGUCUCUAACGCACGAGUAUCUGCCUGGUUGGGAGUCUCUCUAAUGCUCGGCGGGAGCUUUCUGCUAGAUGCACUGUCAUUCUCCGUCCACGAUCCGGAUGGAGAGGUUAGUGAAGACAUUAAGGAGGAGAAGAGUGAUUGGCAGGAAUUUGUGAGGAUCAUGGUUGGCGGGAUCUUUCCUAGUUCGUGCUCAUGGUAA